Messenger RNA from Dovyalis caffra, 999 nucleotides. Lineage: Eukaryota; Viridiplantae; Streptophyta; Magnoliopsida; Malpighiales; Salicaceae. The record is from the annotation of a GenBank genome assembly.
AUGGCCACUGCUGUGUUUCACCAAGCCGUGGGGACUGCACAAUCUCAUCAACACCUCCAGAACUCUGGAUUUUAUCAUGAGUUUGGCAAUUCUUCGGUGAAACUGAUAACUAAAGGUUUUAAAGUCGACACUGGGCUGUCAAGAAGAGGGAAUUAUAGUUCUUGUAAGAGGACUUUUAAUGUUACUCAAGCCUCGGCUUCUCAAACUUCAGUGGUUCAACCAGUUUCAUAUCCCCCAAAUAACAGCACCGAUGAGUUGCGAAAGAAAUCAAGCGAAGCAGCUUUGAUACUGAUUAGGCAUGGUGAGUCACUAUGGAAUGAAAAGAACCUCUUCACAGGCUGUGUUGAUGUGCCAUUGACAAAGAAGGGUGUGGAGGAGGCAAUUGAAGCUGGUAAGAGAAUCAGCAACAUACCCGUCGACAUGAUAUAUACAUCAGCCUUGAUACGUGCACAGAUGACUGCUAUGCUUGCCAUGACUCAGCACCGUCGCAAAAAGGUUCCUAUAAUUUUACAUAAUGAGAGUGAACAGGCAAGGGAAUGGAGUCAAAUUUUUAGUGAAGAUACGAAAAAGCAAUCCAUCCCAGUUGUAACAGCUUGGCAAUUAAAUGAAAGAAUGUAUGGGGAAUUGCAGGGUCUUAAUAAGCAGGAAACAGCAGAUAGGUUUGGGAAGGAAAAGGUUCAUGAGUGGCGGAGGAGUUAUGACAUACCUCCACCCAAUGGCGAGAGUUUGGAAAUGUGUGCUGAAAGAGCAGUUGCUUAUUUCAAAGAUCAUAUCGAACCACAACUUCUAUCUGGGAAGAAUGUGAUGAUUGCUGCCCAUGGGAAUUCACUGAGGUCCAUAAUCAUGUACCUUGACAAAUUAACUUCACAGGAGGUUAUCAACUUAGAAUUAUCAACUGGAAUACCAAUGCUAUACAUAUUCAAAGGGGGGAAUUCAUUAGGAGGGGAAGUCCUGCAGGACCUACUGAGGCUGGUGUGUAUGCAUAUACUAGGAGUUUAG